This is a messenger RNA of Cloeon dipterum, 636 nucleotides long. RefSeq lists its product as uncharacterized. The transcript has 4 exons. The record is from RefSeq and is a predicted model, not a curated record. Lineage: Eukaryota; Metazoa; Arthropoda; Insecta; Ephemeroptera; Baetidae. Bases 1 to 324 code for a protein of 107 amino acids.
AUGCAAUCAUUUAGAGAUCUUCUCGUUUUCGACUUUGCUUUCCAUCGCGAAAAAAUACGAUACGAAUACGUUCUAACGCAUGUGUAUGCCGCCUUUUUGUGGAAGAAUUACGCAUCUUCUUGGAACUCUUCCCAACCACUUCAGGAGCAGCGUUUUCGUGAGGUCGCUGGAAAGGAUAGUUAUUGGCCGUUUACUAUUGCUUUGGACCAAAAUGGAACCCUUUGGAUGACGGUGUUUGACACGAACAGAGAAAAGCCAAGUCAGAAGCUUUUGAAGGCUGCAGUCGGAGCCAAAUCGUACAUGUUCGAGGCCCCGCCAGAAUAGAUGGUUCAAGCGGUGCAGAGGGAAACGUUGCCAAAGAAGAAUACUGAUCGACUUCGUUUUCCUCUUGGCUAUGGCCAUUUUAUAGUUUUACUAGCGGGCUUAUUAUCAUUUUCAAAUAAAGGGGAAUUUAGUGAUUAUUAGAAAAGUGCAAGGAUUUUUUUUAGUAGAGAGGUGACGUCAGUUGGAAGCCAUAGCGUAAGGCCAUCAAGGAACCGCCCUUCAGCUUCAAAAAAUUCAAAAUCCUUCUGGUUUACCUCUUUCUGAAUGAAGAGUCUUUGUAACAGUUAAUAAAUUUUCGCAUGUGCAAAAGGA